Rattus norvegicus (Norway rat) is the source of this 2649-nucleotide messenger RNA. NCBI's taxonomy places the organism in Eukaryota, Metazoa, Chordata, Mammalia, Rodentia, Muridae. The record is from RefSeq and is a predicted model, not a curated record.
GGGUGGGUAGAGCCAUCUGUAAGGGCAAACCAGAAUGAGAGGGAAGAGGGGGAUGCUGCUAAAACCCCUGCCCACAGAAACUAUCAGAAAAACAACACCAAGAAAGCCUCCAAGCUUCCAACAGACCCUGGGUGGCAGAAAUAUUAAAACACAGCAUGACAGACCACACUGGUGGACAGCGAUUCCUGGCCGGGUCCCAGGUCAUCAGUCCCUGAUCAUGGGGACAUCUGUGGAUUGUCGUUUCGAGACACAAACUAUCCUGAAGAUAUCUCGGGUUGAAUGCUAGCUUCGUUUUUCCUACAGUCAACGUAGCCUAUGAAAGGUUCUAUUUAAGCUGUGAAGAGAAGAUGGAUAAAGGACACAAUAUGUUCAAAACUAUCUCAUUUGGGCCAGCAGCACCUAUAACGUUUUAUAAGCUUGUACUGUCCCUCACAGCGACUCGUAGCGAGCUGUGCUUCUGAAGCUAGCUCGGCUCUUGAUUGGCUGCUUGCCUCCCGUGCGCGGCGCCGGCGCGGAAGCUCCUAACCGGUGGUGGCGAUGUCUAGCCGGUCCAAGCGGCAGUCUCAUGGUUCUACCCGUGGGAAGCGCGAGUCCGAGUCUCGAGGUAGCUCGGGUCGCAUCAAGAAGGAGCGAGACCGCGAGAAGGAGCCCGAGGCGGCGAGCUCCCGGGGUAGUCCGGUCCGCGUGAAGCGGGAGGCCGAGCCGACUCCGCGAGAGGUCCCGGCGCCCGUGCUCCCGGUUGUGCGGGUGAAGCGUGAGCGUGAGGCCGACGAGGACUCGGAGCCCGAGCGGGAGGUGCGAGCAAAGAAUGGCCGAGUGGAUUCUGAAGACCGGAGGAGUCGUCACUGUCCAUACUUGGAUACUAUUAAUAGGAGUGUGCUGGACUUCGACUUUGAGAAACUCUGUUCCAUUUCUCUCUCGCACAUCAAUGCAUAUGCCUGCCUGGUGUGUGGCAAGUACUUUCAAGGCCGGGGUUUAAAGUCUCAUGCCUACAUCCACAGUGUCCAGUUCAGCCACCAUGUCUUCCUCAACCUCCACACUCUCAAGUUUUACUGCCUUCCUGACAACUAUGAGAUCAUCGAUUCCUCGCUGGAGGAUAUUACAUAUGUGUUGAAGCCUACUUUCACAAAGCAGCAAAUUGCAAACUUGGACAAGCAAGCCAAAUUGUCCCGGGCAUAUGAUGGUACCACUUACCUGCCAGGGAUUGUGGGACUGAACAACAUAAAAGCCAACGACUAUGCAAAUGCUGUGCUGCAGGCACUAUCUAACGUUCCUCCUCUUCGGAACUACUUCCUGGAGGAGGACAAUUAUAAGAACAUCAAGCGUCCUCCGGGGGAUAUCAUGUUCUUGUUGGUCCAGCGUUUUGGAGAGCUGAUGAGAAAGCUCUGGAACCCCCGAAACUUCAAGGCACAUGUUUCUCCUCAUGAGAUGCUUCAGGCCGUCGUACUUUGCAGCAAGAAGACUUUCCAAAUUACCAAACAAGGGGAUGGAGUUGACUUCCUGUCUUGGUUUCUGAAUGCUCUGCACUCAGCUCUGGGAGGCACCAAGAAGAAGAAAAAGACUAUUGUGAAUGAUGUUUUCCAGGGAUCAAUGAGAAUUUUCACCAAAAAGCUUCCUCAUCCUGAUCUGCCAGCGGAAGAGAAAGAGCAGCUGCUCCAUAAUGAGGAGUACCAAGAGACAAUGGUGGAGUCCACGUUCAUGUACCUGACGCUCGACCUUCCCACUGCUCCACUCUAUAAGGACGAGAAGGAGCAGCUCAUUAUCCCGCAAGUGCCACUCUUCAACAUCCUGGCCAAGUUCAACGGCAUCACGGAGAAGGAAUACAAGACUUAUAAGGAGAACUUCCUGAAGCGCUUCCAGCUCACCAAGCUGCCUCCAUAUCUAAUCUUUUGCAUCAAGAGAUUUACAAAGAACAACUUCUUCGUGGAGAAGAAUCCAACAAUUGUCAAUUUCCCUAUCACAAAUGUGGAUCUGAGAGAAUACUUAUCUGAAGAAGUCCAAGCAGUCCACAAGAACACCACCUAUGACCUCAUCGCCAACAUUGUGCAUGAUGGCAAGCCUUCUGAGGGCUCCUACAGGAUCCAUGUGCUUCAUCAUGGGACAGGCAAGUGGUAUGAACUACAAGACCUCCAGGUGACGGACAUUCUGCCCCAGAUGAUCACCCUGUCUGAGGCGUACAUUCAGAUUUGGAAGAGGCGGGAUAAUGAUGAAACCAACCAGCAGGGGGCUUGAAUGCCUUUUCUGGGGUUUGCUCCCAGGGGCUAUGGCUGAAGACGAUAAAUAAAAAUACUGAAGCUGUAGCUGAACAGGACUGAAGAGUCCUGCCCUAGCCCAGUUUUUAUGGAUUCUGGCUGCAUCACCAUGAAGGAGCCUGUCUGCCCUGGUGUCCUGUGCUGUCUCUGCUGCUCUCUGCAGCACAUGCCUUCCCUUUCAGCAUCAGCAGGCAGAACUCUUACAGAUGGAUGCCUUAUUUGAAUUGCUGCAAGUAUCAAAGAACAGAAAGUUCCGUGGAAACAUCAAGUCUUGAGAUUCUAGGAGUAAACAUGGAGUCAGCAGCACCCUUAUGCCAUAGGUAGAUGGUUUUCCUGUAGUUCCCUCCAUCUCCUCGUGGGACCUUUGGGAUGGAUUAAAUGUCCUCCUGUUUUUAAA